AGCGCAUGACCUCCUUUCAAGCCUGCGCUCUGCCUGCCGGCCAACAUGGCGACCUUCGUGGAGAUCCUGAGGAGCGAGUUCCCGCAGCUGGACGCCGAGCUCCUUCAGUAUGUGACCGAUGUCCUGGACAGUGGUCAAUCUGACUUUGAAUCGGAGAAUGACUUGUUUGAGGCAGUGGGAGAACUUCUGCAGGAUGUGUCUGGAGAUACCAAAGAUGAUAAUGACAUCCGUCACAUCUGUCAGAGGAUGUACAGGACUAUGCGGAUGGAGAAUAAUCAUGUCCCGUCACAAGCGCAGGUUCUCCUAGAUGCUCCUAUCCAGCUCUCUCAGAUAGCCGAUUAUGAUGUUGGCGGUGAGGUCUUAAGUGUCUUGUUAAUGAAAAAGGACCAGUCUUCGACUGUUAAUGUAAAGAAGCUGGAAAAAGCAGAAGCCAAAUUAAAAGCAAAACAAGAGAAACGCUCCGAGCGGGAGACGCACAAAGGCAACGGGAAUGUUGUAAUGGAAGAAGCUUCAGCGAGUCAAGCUGGCAACAAAAAGGAAAACCGAAUUGAAACUAGUGGCAAGAACAAGUCAUAUGAUAUUAGAAUUGAAAACUUUGAUGUGUCAUUUGGAGAGAGGGUCCUUUUGACAGGUGCUGAGUUGCAUUUGGCAUCAGGGCGGCGAUUUGGUUUAGUGGGCAGAAAUGGUCUGGGUAAGACAACAUUACUGAAGAUGCUUGCAAGUCGCAGUCUUCGUGUUCCCUCCCACAUCAGCAUCCUACACGUGGAGCAAGAGGUGGCAGGAGAUGACACUCCAGCACUGCAAAGUGUACUAGAAUGUGAUACAUUACGUGAGAGUCUUCUGAAAGAGGAGCGAGAACUUAAUGCACGAAUCAGUGCUGGAAAGGGAGAUGGUUCAGAGAGCGUCCGCCUGUCCGAAAUCUACGCAAAACUGGAAGAAAUAGAGGCAGAUAAAGCACCUGCCAGAGCCUCCGUGAUCCUUGCAGGACUGGGAUUUAAACACACUAUGCAACAGCAAUUGACCAAGGAAUUCUCUGGUGGAUGGCGUAUGAGGUUGGCACUGGCACGGGCUCUGUUUGGCAGGCCUGACCUGCUUUUGCUGGAUGAACCUACCAACAUGUUAGAUGUGCGUGCUAUCUUAUGGUUGGAAAACUACUUGCAGACAUGGCCUUCCACAAUCCUAGUUGUCUCCCAUGACCGUAAUUUCCUGAAUGCAGUUGCAACAGACAUUUUGCAUCUGCAUAGUCAGCGCUUGGAGGCUUACCGCGGCAACUUUGAAAGCUUUUUGAAAACUAAGGAAGAGCGCCUGAAGAGUCAGCAGAGGGAAUAUGAGGCCCAGCAUCAGUAUCGGGAACAUAUACAGGUGUUUAUUGAUCGAUUUCGAUAUAAUGCCAAUCGGGCUUCUCAAGUGCAGAGUAAGAUUAAACUCCUGGAAAAACUGCCAGAAUUAAAGCCUAUAGAAAAGGAGUCUGAGGUGAUAUUGAAGUUUCCUGAUGGAUUUGAAAAGUUUUCUCCGCCAAUCUUGCAGUUGGAUGAGGUUGAUUUCUGGUAUUCUCCAGAUCAGCCAAUUUUCAAGAAUCUUUCUGUGUCUGCAGAUCUGGAGUCUCGAAUCUGUGUGGUGGGUGAAAAUGGAGCAGGAAAAUCCACAAUGUUGAAGUUGUUAAUGGGAGAUUUGUCUCCGGUAAAUGGGAUUCGUCAAGCACACAGGAAUCUUAAGAUUGGUUACUUCAGUCAGCAUCAUGUGGAUCAGCUGGAUCUGAACGUCAACUCAGUGGAGUUACUCGCAAAACGGUUCCCAGGUAAAACAGAGGAGGAAUAUCGCCAUCAACUUGGCAGUUACGGUAUCUCUGGUGAACUCGCAGUACGGCCAGUAGUUAGUUUGUCUGGAGGCCAAAAGAGUCGUGUCGCAUUUGCACAAAUGACAAUGCUUUGCCCCAACUUUUACAUUCUGGAUGAGCCGACCAAUCACCUUGAUAUGGAGACCAUUGAAUCUUUGGGACAUGCACUGAACAAAUUCCGGGGAGGAUUAAUCCUGGUUUCCCAUGAUGAGCGAUUCAUCCGCCUUGUUUGUCAGGAGCUGUGGGUCUGUGAAAAUGGUGGAGUGAGCCGCAUUGAGGGAGGCUUCGAUGAAUACCGUAAUAUCUUGGAGGAGCAGUUCCGCAAGGAGGGCUACCUAUAGUUUGAACUCUACAAGAGUUUGCCGAUUGCUCUUGCGUAGCUUCCUAGCUUCGCUGGUGUCCAGUUAAAUAUCAAGCAAGGUUCCUGACCUUUUUAAAGAAGUCAGAUGUUCAAAGAUGGGCUCUAGGACACUGCAGCUAAUGAGACUGAUGUUCUAGCUGAGGGAAGAUAUUUAUUACGCCGUCAGGACAGACUGAGCAGAGAUGGCUGUGUUUAUAUGAAAUGUAUGUUCUGCUGCACAUUACCAUUUCGUUACUCCUUUCUUUUAUCCCCUCGCUUGUCUUACAGCAGAUCCAAUCUUGUGUAGGAUCCUUUUUCUAUUAUUUAUUUUAACUGUAUAUCAAAGUUCGGAUUCUAAGGAGCUAACCCUGCAGACGGUCAAUGAUUCUUUCUAUUGCAGAGAUGUUUAUGUAUUUUAACCUUGUCUUGGUUCUUCAGUCCACUGUCGUCCCAUAAUUUUCAUUAUAAACUGAAAAAUUGUGUAAUAUAAUUAGUGGGAGUACAUGAUGUGUAUGACUUCAGUGCUUGUUAAAUUUUGUUAAAACAUUCUCCGAUUAUGUUGAAGGUAAGCCAGAGGCCAAGGUUUAUUCCCUGCUGAAUUUGUAUAAUAAACUUGCAAAUAUCCCCCCCCUUACUGAGUCCCUUCUACAGGUUUUAAUUGUCCUCGCAUCAGCUGUUUUAUCUAGGAGACCAUGGGCCGUUCUUGCUCAGUAGUAGUGUGCAGUCAACAUCUUGCUCAAUCUAAACCGCUAUCUCUUGCUUCCUGUUAAGUUAUUAGAGGUGCCAAGAGAUGGAGAUGUGAAGCUAACCAGAUGUAAAUAAAGAGCAAAUUCCUCCUGC
Bufo bufo (common toad) is the source of this 3017-nucleotide messenger RNA. It is a transcript of the gene ABCF3, whose product is annotated as ATP binding cassette subfamily F member 3. Lineage: Eukaryota; Metazoa; Chordata; Amphibia; Anura; Bufonidae. The transcript is spliced from 21 exons. The coding region runs from base 46 to 2178 and encodes 710 amino acids. Gene Ontology annotation, molecular function: ATP hydrolysis activity; ATP binding. The record is from RefSeq and is a predicted model, not a curated record.